AAACUUAAAGUGAGAGAAGUGAACAAAGUUUUGGAUACUUUGAAAGCUAAUAAGUAACAUUUUGUAAUAUAAAUAUUUGGACAUGUGUGUGGCGAAACAAAAGCAACAAAAGCAACAACAAAAAUUGCUGCGCAAGGCGUACAGAGUGUUUUUAUAAUACGAAACAAACAAUAUACAAAUCGAAUUCAAACGAAUUGCACGCAAAUUAAAAAGCAAAUUUUGAAAAUGCGAAUUCAAGUGGCACGCCUAUGGGCGUACUGUGUGUUGCUGGCGUGCGUGCAGGCGCUGCCGACCAAUCAAUUAAACCAAAGCUGCUUCCUGGCAACCGGCAACUGCAGCAGCGAACUUAAUCUGCGCCACAUCGAGCAGCUGGAAUUAUAUAUGCGGCCCGAAGCGGAUGCCUGCGAGAACUUUCAUGACUACGCCUGUGGCAAUUGGCACAAGCAACAUGGCGGCAACGUAUCCCAAAUGUCAUUGAGUGGCGCACGCAUUGAGCAGCGCUAUGUGCAGCUCUUCGAGCAACUGUUGCAAGUGCCGCAAACGGAGCUUAUUUAUGAAAAGCUGCUACGCUACUACAACAGCUGCCGCACGCUGGGCAAGCAGAAUCUAAAACGCUAUUUGCAACGUCUGCCGGCAACCGAGAGCAACCACUGGCUGGAGCUUCUGGCGCUGAUGGGCCGUUACGGCUAUCGCGGUCACUAUGUGCAGCUGAGCGUGAGUCAACAGAAUGCCACACAUCAUAUGCUGCUGUUGCAACUGCACAACUACAAUCUGAGCCUGAAGCUGAGCAGACGCAUCUAUGACGUGCUGAGUCGCAUGAGUCGGCAUCACAAGCUGCCGAGCCAAGCGCAGUUAGCGCAGCAAUUUGCGCAGCUGGAGCAGCGUCUGUCGAAUGUCAGCAAUGUGACCGACAAUGACACGGAUACGUUGAACACCAUGAGCCUGGCCGAGCUGCAGCAACAAGUGCCGAUUGUGAACUGGACGCAGGCGUUGCAUUGGCAAUUUGGCACUUGGUAUGCACCAGAGCAUCAACUGGUGGUGGAUAAUGUAACCGCCUUGCAUGAACUAAUCGAUGUUUUGAACAACGCCAAUCCACGCCUGCUGCAGCUUUAUAGCCGUGCGCGUUUCCUGCAAUAUUUGCUGCAACUGCCGCACAAUCCGCUGGGCGAGCACAGCGCCGAGAGCUGCGUCAGACACAUGCGCAAGACGCUCUAUCUGGCUAUGAACUAUGCCUACGAGCAGAGCUAUUAUGCCAAGCAGCGUCCAGACGAUGAGCAAAUCAUCUUUGCCGUGUUCGAGCAGCUCAAGGCGCAGUUCUCGCUGCAGCUGCAGCGCAAUGAGUUUGGCUUGAGUGAUGAGUUGCUGGCAGCGCUGCAGCAAAAAGUUAGAGGCGUGCGUCUCAAUGUGGGCAACAUGCCACCGCAAGCCACAGCAGCGUUCUAUCAGGAGUGCAUUGAACACUGGCAGGUGGGCGACAACUUCUAUGACAAUCAUUUGCAUAGUCUGCAGCAUUAUUACUCACACCUAGCGGAGCUGGAGCGCAGUGUAAAUGAAACCGAGCGUCAGCUCUGGUACAGCUUCAAUCAUCAUGCGCCCGAUUUGCUGGACAACAUUGAUGCCACGCCCUAUUUCUACUGCCUGGGCAGCAUUAUCAUCAUGCCGUAUGCCUAUGUGCAGUUGCCUUUCUAUCAUGCGCAGUUCUGGCCCGCACUGCUCUAUGGCGAUCUAGCCAAUACGCUGGGCCACGAAAUGCUCCACGCCUUCGACACUUACUUUGUCGACUACGAUGCCCAAGGCGUGAUGCGCAACUACAGCGAUCAGCUAAACCAGCAUGCAGAGUACGUACAAAGGGUUAGCUGCCUCAACGACAGUCAGGUCAUCAUGUUGAACGAACGCGUCGCAGAUAUCAGUGGCACGCGCCUGGCGCUGCAAACGUACAUGCAACAGCCGCUGAAUCGCCGCCACAAUGGCCGUCUCUACUUUCUGCAGUUUGCCCAAUUCUUUUGUGGCGAGGAGGCGGAUAUGUUCCAUGAUACGGGCAGCAAGCGGCUCAACUAUGCGCUUGCCCAGAUGCAAGAGUUCGCCGAGGCGUUCGAUUGUGCGCCGGGGUCAGCAAUGAAUCCGCCGCAGCGCUGCAGCUUCUGGUAGCACAGCGUUUUAAUAAUUGUCAUAGCUUUAACUAGUUAAGCCAACAAGUAUUGUAAAUAAAUCGUA
This is a messenger RNA of Drosophila busckii, 2214 nucleotides long. RefSeq names its product neprilysin-1. Gene Ontology annotation, molecular function: metalloendopeptidase activity. The coding region runs from base 226 to 2148 and encodes 640 amino acids. The record is from RefSeq and is a predicted model, not a curated record. Gene Ontology annotation, cellular component: plasma membrane. Gene Ontology annotation, biological process: protein processing. Lineage: Eukaryota; Metazoa; Arthropoda; Insecta; Diptera; Drosophilidae. The transcript has a single exon.